Molecule: messenger RNA, 672 nt
Organism: Striga hermonthica
Lineage: Eukaryota; Viridiplantae; Streptophyta; Magnoliopsida; Lamiales; Orobanchaceae
Source: the annotation of a GenBank genome assembly
AUGAGGCCUUUCCAUGGCACUCUCACUCUCAUCUUCUUCCUCCUCCUCGUAUCCCUCACGGUCCACGCGGGCAGGCCCAAGAACGGGGCCCGCCAAUUCAUGGGCCUCCAAAACGCAGCCCGCGCAGCGCUGGGCCUGCGUCCCCUCGUGUGGGACCGCAAGCUGACGCGGUACGCGAAGUCUUACGCGAACCGGAGGCGCAGGGACUGCGCAUUGGAGCACUCGGGCGGGCCCUACGGAGAAAACAUAUUCUGGGGCAGCGGGCGCGGGUGGGGCCCGGCCCAGGCGGCGGCGGCUUGGGUGGCGGAGCGGCAAGAGUACAACUAUUGGGCAAACUCGUGCGCGGAUGGCCGGGAAUGCGGGCACUACACUCAAAUAGUGUGGAGGGAGACGAAGAGGAUUGGAGCUGGAACAGGUCCUGCCUCCGACUGUCGCUCACAAUGCCGCCACAUCAUCGUUGUCUUUCUUAGCUGCCGCUUGCCGUCAUCCGAGACGUGCCGCAGCCCCGCCGCCUGCCACACCUCCUUCGUGAUGGACGCGGCUUCAUCGCGAUGUCAUGUCGCUGUCGAGGUCCUCCCGCUCAGACACCGCGGCUCGACCAGCUUCAAUUCCUCAAACUCUAUCGUGGCCGCCUCGACCUCCACCGACGCCGCCUCGACCUUUGCCACCUGA